UUCCUACCUGUCCUAUUACAAAAGUAAAUAAAUAAAUAGAAUAACCUAACCUGAAAAUUUGAAGCUAGCGACUAUUUAGUGGUGAGCAGUUUUUGUAAUUUUAUCAAAAUUAGAAUGUGAAAAGUAGUUGUUAGGACAUUAUUUUUCUUCAAGUCACGAUGUCUUCCAAUGAAGAUGAUUUCUGGAAUGCAAGUUCUUCAAGUCAACAAAAUUUUUUUGAUGGCGAUGAUGAAAUUACACCUUGUGAAGCUGAUGUUUUUAGUGGCGUUUCACAAGAAAAAGUUAUAUUACCAAUUCAUUCAAUUAUUUCCAAUGAGUGCCUAAAAAUAGUUUUAGACGAUACUAAUUUUGUAGUGGAUCAAGUAGUGCCUCCACCAGAACAAACAAUGAAGAGGAAGUUUUGUGGAGAAAACAUUAUACUUACCGCAUACAAGACAUUAGAAGAUAAAUUACUAUUGUUAGAUGCAGCACUUGAUAUUGCUGAUGGAGAUAUUAUUCUUACAGUAAUACUUUUUCUAAAGAAAUCUCUUAGUAGUAAUCUAUUUUUCACUCAACUGGCGAAACGAAACGCUGCAGUUAAACAUUAUGCCAAUUAUCUCGUGGAAAUAAAUGAUUUACAACAACUUGCUGACUUGUAUAUGGCAACUAGAAAUAUUCCAUAUUUGAAACACAUCUACUGUUUAUUGGCCAAAGAUGAUUCCAAUCAAAAUAGCUUGCUGAAAAAACUACAACAAUUUAACAUCCAACAUGCACAUAAUUUCUAUUCUCCUGAAGACAAAUCGGAAAUCCAGGAAAAUAUGUCAUUUUUAGAGUUUCAGAUUAAACACAAUUUAAAUAGUAAAUCCUUGAUUGGAGAAUUAACGAAUUUAUAUAUGACAAAAUGGGAAAAAGAUGGGAGUGGACUUAUUGAUGAUUUUCAGAAACAAUUUAAAAUGGAUAGUUUUCAAUGCGAUUGGGUGAUAAUGAGUGUUUGUUGUAAGAUGAAGAACUGGGAUAAAUUAUUGACUAUAUUUAUUAAUAAAAGCCUGUGGGUUAUUAAAAAACGUGUCCUUAGGUCCGGAAUAAGACCAGAUUUAUUUGUCCUUGCAAUUAGUCGUCAUAAACCACCAGAAAAUAUAAUCGAACAAUUUUUGGGGUGUGUAGGGGAUGCUUCCAAAAGACUAACCCUAGCAGAAAAACUAGAUGUACACACAUAUGUGAUUAAUUAUUAUGUUGAACAAAAGGACAAGAUUUCACUUUUGAAAUAUAUGGAAAGGGUUGAGCCUGAAAGUCAAGCAAUGUAUUUGCUUAGAAGUAGCCUCAAUAACCCAGAUAUUAAAUGGAAGAACUGAUGUAACAUAGAACAAGUUGUGUUUAUUUUAUUGUAAAAUUUUAUUUACAUAAAUAAACGAAUUUGUUGCUGCGUUUGAAAUAGGAAGAAAUAAUACUGAUACAUUAACAUGUUUUGUAUAUAUUCUUAAUACAAAGUCUUACUUAAUUGUUACAUAAUAAAUUAACACUUCUCGUGUAAUGCCUCAAGACAUUUUUACAAUACUGAUAAGGCAGAACCUAUAAAGUUUAUUUCACUAUGUAAUGACUAAAUCUUUUGUAAGAAAAAAUAUAUAAAUUGUUCACAA
Molecule: messenger RNA, 1616 nt
Organism: Tribolium madens (black flour beetle)
Lineage: Eukaryota; Metazoa; Arthropoda; Insecta; Coleoptera; Tenebrionidae
Product: spermatogenesis-defective protein 39 homolog
Exons: 10
Coding region: 159-1331 (390 amino acids)
Biological process (GO): intracellular protein transport; vacuolar transport
Cellular component (GO): cytoplasm
Source: RefSeq, a predicted model, not a curated record